This is a messenger RNA of Magnolia sinica, 2805 nucleotides long. Its product is annotated as phosphate transporter PHO1 homolog 1. Gene Ontology annotation, molecular function: inositol hexakisphosphate binding. Bases 118 to 2484 code for a protein of 788 amino acids. The record is from RefSeq and is a predicted model, not a curated record. Gene Ontology annotation, cellular component: plasma membrane; Golgi apparatus; trans-Golgi network. Lineage: Eukaryota; Viridiplantae; Streptophyta; Magnoliopsida; Magnoliales; Magnoliaceae. The transcript has 14 exons. Gene Ontology annotation, biological process: cellular response to phosphate starvation; phosphate ion transport.
GAUGGGUCCUUGUAUGGAAAAUGCUCAAUAUAUCUUACAAAACAAAGACUAGAUAUACAUACAAUCUGUGAUCUGAGAGUGUGUAUUAAACAUAGAGAUAGAUAGAGAGAGUGAAAGAUGGUGAAGUUCUCAAAGCAGUUUGAAGGGCAGCUUGUUCCUGAAUGGAAAGAUGCAUUUGUUGAUUACUGGCAGUUGAAAAAGGACCUGAAAAAAAUACAUCUACUCAAUGAAAAGAAUAUGGUCACAAAGCAGGAGAAACCUUCUUUGUCUUACACCAACCUCUUCUUCUCACGUUUCAGGAAUUUCUCCAUUUGUGGUCAUGAUCAUAGAGACCAUGAUGUUAUUCAGGUUCAUAAGAAGCUUGCAUCGUCGGCCAGCAAAGGCGAUGUAUACGAGACUGAACUGCUCGAGCAGUUUGCCGAUACAGACGCCACGAAGGAAUUUUUCGCGCGAUUGGAUCUCCAACUUAAUAAAGUGAAUCAGUUCUACAAGACCAAAGAGAAUGAAUUCAUGGAGAGAGGAGAGUCACUAAAGAAACAAAUGGACAUUCUCAUCGAACUCAAGACUGAGCUCAAGCAACAACGAUCUCAGUCCACUUCGCAGGAAUCGAAGGAGAAUCCCUCCAUCUCAUGCACAAUUUCAUGUGAGGAAGAAGACUCUGUUAAGGACACAACAGACAGAGAACAGCAGCGAGAGAACUCCAUAUCUGAGUUUGAAAGGAACGAAGUACAGUUCUCAGACUCCCCGAGGGCUGUCGAUGAAUCUGGGAAGCCGAAGAAAGAAGAGAGUAAGUUGAGGAGUCUUUCAAGCAAGACCUUCAACUGCCAAGGCAAGAACAUGAGAUUGAACAUCCCACUAACCACGCCGUCUCGGACCAUCUCAGCCAUCACUUACUUGGUCUGGGAGGAUUUAGUCAACCAAUCGAAGAAAUGCGGCACCGAAAGCGGUAAGCUCAACAUCAACAAAACCAAGCUGCACCAUGCUGAGAAAAUGAUCAGAGGAGCCUUCAUGGAGCUUUACAAAGGACUAGGCUACCUCAAAACAUACAGGAACUUGAACAUGCUAGCUUUUGUGAAGAUCUUGAAGAAAUUCGACAAGGUCACUGAAAAACAAGUUCUGCCCAUUUAUCUCAAAGUGGUAGAGAGCUCCUAUUUCAACAGCUCAGACAAGGUAUUUAAGUUGAUGGAUGAGGUUGAAGAACUGUUUGUAGAGCAUUUUGCUGAUGAUGACAAAAGAAAGGCUAUGAAAUACCUCAGGCCUUCUCAAAGAAAAGAAUCACAUGCAGUCACCUUCUUCAUUGGUCUAUUCACAGGAUGCUUCAUCGCUCUGUUCGCGGGUUACGUCAUCAUGGCCCACCUCUCUGGGUUGUACACCCGACAAUCGGAUAUCGUCUACAUGGAAACCGUCUAUCCUGUUUUGAGCAUGUUUAGCCUCUUGUUCCUGCAUCUGUUUCUAUAUGGGUGCAACAUAUUCAUGUGGAGAAAAGCUAGGAUAAAUUACAGCUUUAUAUUUGAACUGGCCCCCACAAAAGAGCUGAAAUACAGAGAUGUAUUCUUGAUAUGCACCACUUGCAUGACAGUGGUUGUAGGCGUGAUGUUUGUUCAUCUCUCCCUUGUUGCAAAAGGGCACUCUUCAACUGAAGUCCAUGCAAUCCCAGGCCUCUUGCUACUGUUCUUUCUAGUGUUGCUUGUGUGCCCUUUCAACAUACUCUACCGAUCAAGCCGCUAUCAUUUCCUCCGGGUGAUUAGGAAUAUCAUCCUGUCGCCUCUCUACAAGGUGGUCAUGGUCGACUUCUUCAUGGCUGAUCAACUCUGCAGUCAGGUGCCGAUGCUGCGGAACCUCGAAUACGUGGCAUGCUACUACAUCACUGGGAGCUACAAAACCCAAGAUUAUGGUUUUUGUAUGAGGACCAAGCACUACAGGGAUUUAGCUUAUGCUGUUUCCUUCCUACCUUACUACUGGAGAGCAAUGCAGUGUGCCCGAAGAUGGUUUGAUGAGGGGCAGACGAGCCAUCUCGUUAACCUUGGAAAGUAUGUGUCCGCCAUGCUGGCUGCCGGUGCCAAAGUGGCAUACGAGAAGGAGAAGGAAAACAGCAUUGGAUGGCUAUCUCUUGUUGUGGUCAUGUCGAGCGCUGCGACCGUUUACCAGUUGUACUGGGACUAUGUGAAGGAUUGGGGCCUGCUCCAAUUCCACUCAAAGAAUCCAUGGCUAAGGAACGAAUUGAUGCUGCGUCGGAAGGUCAUUUACUACUUCUCCAUGGGUUUGAACCUCGUUCUAAGGCUUGCAUGGCUACAGACUGUUCUUCACUCAAGCUUUGGAAGUGUGGAUUACAGAGUAAUUGGAUUUUUUUUAGCAGCUCUUGAAGUAAUUCGACGGGGGCAAUGGAAUUUUUACAGGUUGGAGAAUGAGCAUCUGAACAAUGCUGGAAAAUUCAGGGCUGUGAAGACUGUACCACUCCCUUUUCAUGAAGUGGACCAAGAUUGACAGACACCCUUAAUGGUAUCUUAUCACUUGAAGAAUACUCUAACGUGCCCAUCAACAACGCUCGGGCCGUGCCGAAUAUUUCAAAGGAGAAGCUUUUACUCAAACUACAAGUCCAAGCACCAACUCAACACUUGUAUCGAACUCCAUUGUGUUUCGGGUCACCUCUUGAAAAGGACCGAAACAUUCAUACAAAAUUCCUUCACAAGUCAAGGAGGAGAAGGCAGUUCAAUUGCUGCUUUUCUAUCAUUUUUUGUCUAUUCCAGUCGCCCUGUUACACUCUAUUUUAAUCCCAAUAAAUGUUAGUAUAAUUGCAUUGUGAGA